AGUGUUACAAUGUUAAACCAACAAUGUGCAAUUUUAACUGUCAUUGACUCAUACAUCGAGCCACUUUUAAACCGUGUAUUAACGACGGACAAACUUGGGAUUUGUUGUGAAGCAAUUAAGGUAGAUUCCAUGUCAUCCAGUUGUGGAAAAUUUCAAGGAGAUCGUUUUAAAUUAUCCAUUCCUUAUGCUAAACAAAAUUUAACUUGGAAUGUAUUUUUUGAUUCACAGUGCCCAGAAAUGGGUCCUGAUUUCAUAUUUAAUGAUAAUACUUUCUUAGCAGAUAUGGAUGUAGACACUUUAUCUGUCAAAGUACCUAGUCUUGCUAAAUGGAAUCCUAAUGAUGGAAAUGCAUUAUUAAAUGUCCUUAUGGAACUUUUGUCAUGUUAUAAACAACAUCAGAUACAAUUACUUCAGAAGCAAUCUCGAUUGCAAUUGGAAUAUAAUAUGCUAAUGGAAUCAACCGAAAUAAAACCAGAAGAUGUCGAGAUCAUAUUGUUACCUUGUAGUUCUAAACCAGUAGAAGCUAGAUUUCUAAUAAGUUUAUCAGUGGAUCUGUCACAAUUACAAAUUCGUACUUGCAAGUCAGAGAGUGAUGUCGCAAUACUUCUUAUAAUAUUUUCCGGAGCAGAUUGGAGUCGUAUUACUCCACAGCUUGAUAUUUCAAAAUCUUUAGAAAAAAUUUUUAGUGGAACAGGUGCAUUAUAUUUACCCUAUUUUGUACCUGAUACAUGUUUGACACAUUAUGUAUCAAAUAUAAAAAGAUACAUAGCAGCAAAGGUAAACUCAAUUGUUCAAAGUUUAGAAAAAAGAAGAGAAUAUAUAACAACAUUUUUAGCUUUAAAACGUAAAGCUUGUAUAGAAUUUGAUACUAUAAAUUGUAAUUAUGUAACAUGUUUAUUGACUGAUGAUGGCUUUUCUACAGUAUUGCAUAUUCAACUGCCAUUAGGAUUUCCUCAAGAACCACCUAUGAUUGAAUUACAUUCAAUAUAUCAUAUGACAUCACAGCAUAUUUUUUACAGUGAAAAAGUAAAAAGUUAUCCCUACAAUAAUACAUGGUCAUCAAAAAUUAUGAUUUUAAAAUUAUUUAAAUAUAUUAAUAAUAUUAUUAAAAAAUUUAAACUUAAUUCUAUUAAAAAUUGUUCUGAAACUCAAAGUUAG
Messenger RNA from Eufriesea mexicana, 1158 nucleotides. RefSeq names its product BRCA1-A complex subunit BRE. The transcript has 4 exons. The coding region runs from base 10 to 1158 and encodes 382 amino acids. Gene Ontology annotation, cellular component: BRISC complex; BRCA1-A complex. The record is from RefSeq and is a predicted model, not a curated record. Gene Ontology annotation, biological process: double-strand break repair. NCBI's taxonomy places the organism in Eukaryota, Metazoa, Arthropoda, Insecta, Hymenoptera, Apidae.